Molecule: messenger RNA, 993 nt
Organism: Apis laboriosa (Himalayan honeybee)
Lineage: Eukaryota; Metazoa; Arthropoda; Insecta; Hymenoptera; Apidae
Gene: Gbs-70E
Product: protein phosphatase 1 regulatory subunit 3C-B
Exons: 4
Coding region: 1-993 (330 amino acids)
Biological process (GO): regulation of glycogen biosynthetic process
Cellular component (GO): protein phosphatase type 1 complex
Molecular function (GO): glycogen binding; protein phosphatase 1 binding
Source: RefSeq, a predicted model, not a curated record
AUGUGUUCUAUAGCGAUACCAGCUGAAUUGCUUCUGGGGCAUAGUCCUCCAGUGUAUAGUUCGCUGCUAUACAGUCCCUUGGUGGUAACGGCACCGACGAUUACUAGCAGGUCGGUACCACCCAGAAUAAGGCCAUGCCUGUCAUCUGGUUCCUUGGCCAUAAACAGCAUUCGAAACAGUAAUGAUGGCAGUAAUAAACAAAAGAAAAAAGUAGUGUUUGCCGAUGAUCGUGGCCGUCCUCUUACUCAGGUACGUGUGAUGUCGGAACCCAGUAAUGUACCACCUUUGUGGAGCACAGCUUACCUGGCUGGAUUAACAGGACGACUUUUAAAUUCGAAAAUUGAGAAUGAUCAAUCUAUAGAACUCGUGUCACCUUGGCAAGUAACUUUCCCUCAACCGGCGAGCGAUUAUUUAGCCUUCCGUCAGAAACUUGAUCAGGAGAAUGUCAGCUUGGAAAACGUGAUAGUGAAAGAAUCGGAACAGUGUCUAGUAGGUACCAUCAAGGUACGUAAUCUGGCGUAUGACAAGGAAGUCGUGGUCAGGGUGAGCAACGAUUCUUGGAAGACACACGAGGACGUUCAUUGCACUUAUGUUGAACUACCGGGUUCUCCGGCCCUGAUUCUUUACGAUACCUUCCGCUUUCGAUUAACUCUACCAUUGAAAUCAAACGUGAUAGAAUUCUGUGUACGAUAUCGAACCGAUGGAAAAGAAUAUUGGGACAACAACGAGGGAAAGAAUUUUAUCCCACGAGCACCACCCAAACGGUACGAUAUUCUGACAACGUGCGAUGGCUUUUCGAAGAAUAAUAACCGAGAUAGUAUACCACGAAUCACAGAUGCAACAAAAGCGAACGUACGCACGUGGAGCGAGUUCGCAUCCUGGCAGCAUCUUGCGAAUGAUGCUCCAUACUGCGUAUAUAAGUGUGGACAUCAAGAUCAAGAGAACGCAGAAAAGAGCAAUGAUAAAAGAAGGGAAGCGAUGGACUGUGAUUAA